This is a messenger RNA of Musca vetustissima, 621 nucleotides long. Its product is annotated as sericin-1-like. The transcript has a single exon. The record is from RefSeq and is a predicted model, not a curated record. Lineage: Eukaryota; Metazoa; Arthropoda; Insecta; Diptera; Muscidae. Bases 1 to 621 code for a protein of 206 amino acids.
AUGAAACACUGCGUUCUAAUUAUGUUGAUCGGUCUGAGCGGCCAGGCUCUUGCAGGCUAUCUAGGCGGUUCGGGUGGUAGUGGAUGGAAUGCUGGUGGAGCUUGGCCAGCCGCCAGCUCAUCAGUAUGGUCCAGUGGAGGAUCAGGAGGUUGGCCAAGUGUUGGCGGUGGUUCAGCAGCAUGGCCAAGCGCCGGCUCCGCUGGUUGGAGUAGUGGCGGAAGUGGUUGGUCAAAUGGUGGUGGCAGUACAACCAAAAUUAUUAAAAUCGUUCCUGUGGAUUCGGGAAAUGGUGGUUGGUCAGCAGCAGGAGGCAGUGGUGGUGCCUGGCCCUCUGGUGGAAGUAGUGGCGCUUGGCCCUCAGCCGGAAGCAGUGGCGCUUGGCCAUCCAGUGGCAGCUCUGGCGUUUGGCCAUCUGGGGGCAAUUCAGGUUGGUCUGCUGCCAGUAGCUCGAAUGCUUGGCCUGUCAGCACUGCAUCGGUUUGGAAAUCCAGCGGUGGCAAUGGUGGAUGGUCUCAAGGCGGUAAUGGCGGUGGCUGGAAAUCUGGUGGUGGAAGCAGUGUUUGGGUACCUGCUGGCAACAAUGGCUGGUCUUCAGGUGGAAGCUCCGGCUGGAAGUGGUAA